AUGGAAUUUACUCAUCGGUUCACUCCUUUGGAUCGUCUUCGUUGUAAUAGUUUAGAUUGGUCCAUUAAGGUUAGGGUGGUGAGAAUGUGGAAAGUUAGACGUUGUUUGAAAACACAUGAUAUUUAUGAGAUUGAGCUUAUUUUACUUGACAAAGAGGGUAAAAAGAUUCAAGCAACUGUUCCUGCUGAAUUUGUUGAUCGUUUUGCUAAUAUUUUAUUCGAAGAUGGUGUAUACAUGAUUGAAUAUUUUCAUAUGUUAUGGGUGUUGUCAUUGAUGUAUUUUUGCCAUCCAGCUGAUGGAAUGAGUGGUGGAAUGGAUUGUGGUGUGAGAGUUAUAUUAGCUGAUAUGUGUGGAAAGUUUGAGUGUUUUCUAUCUGGUCGUAAUGCUUAUGAGUUGGAGAGGAUGUUGAAUGGAUGUACCAGGGAUUUGCCUAUUUUAGUACUGCUUUUUGUCAGGAUUGUUGCCAAAAAUGGUUUUGUGUUUAUUGAAUGUAUUGAUGAUGUUAGCAAAGUUUUAUUGAAUCCUCCUUAUGUGGAAGUGGAUCAGUUUAAGAAUGAUAUGGGAUAUAAGUGUUGUUCCGUUCCUUUGGUUAAGAAAGAAUACUAUUCAGGUUCCAAAUCAUGUAAAGAGCUGGAGUUUACUCGGCUCUAUCCACAUAAAACUGUGCAUGAACUGAUUCACACAUUUCAGGAUGGAUUGUUUGUUCUCUGUGGCAAAAUUGUUGGUCUUUUCAAAGUUGAUCAGUGGUUCUAUCGGUGUUCUCUUCAAAUUGGCAUUCAGGAUGGAACAUCUGGAGUAUUGUUGCCAAUGUCUGAGAAUUUGCUUGAAGGAAUUGAAUCCAUUCGUGACAAUGGAUCUUCCUUUGCUUUGAGUGACUAUGGUGAAAAAAAUACUGGCUGA
Trifolium pratense (red clover) is the source of this 900-nucleotide messenger RNA. RefSeq lists its product as uncharacterized. NCBI's taxonomy places the organism in Eukaryota, Viridiplantae, Streptophyta, Magnoliopsida, Fabales, Fabaceae. The record is from RefSeq and is a predicted model, not a curated record. Bases 1 to 900 code for a protein of 299 amino acids. The transcript has 8 exons.